Messenger RNA from Indicator indicator, 1877 nucleotides. RefSeq names its product lamin B receptor (gene LBR). The record is from RefSeq and is a predicted model, not a curated record. Gene Ontology annotation, biological process: sterol biosynthetic process. Gene Ontology annotation, cellular component: nuclear inner membrane. The transcript has 14 exons. Lineage: Eukaryota; Metazoa; Chordata; Aves; Piciformes; Indicatoridae. Gene Ontology annotation, molecular function: oxidoreductase activity, acting on the CH-CH group of donors, NAD or NADP as acceptor. The coding region runs from base 22 to 1854 and encodes 610 amino acids.
UACAGGGAUUCCUUUGGGAAAAUGCCGAGCCGAAAGUUUGCUGAUGGCGAGGUGGUGAUGGGCCGUUGGCCCGGAAGUGUCCUGUACUAUGAAGUACAAGUGGCUAGUUAUGAUGAUGUUGCUCAUCUUUAUACUGUUAAGUACAAAGAUGGGACUGAACUUGCGUUGAAAGAAAGUGAUAUAAGGACACUGUCAUCAUUCAAGCACAGGAAGAGCCAGUCCUCUUCAAGUUCUCCCUCCAGAAGAAGUAGUAGCAGAUCUCGAUCUCGAUCUAGAUCUCCUGGUCGGCCAGCAAAAGGCAGACGUCGUUCUUCGUCCCAAAGCAGAGAACAUAAAGAAGACAAGAAGAAAACUGUUCAGGAAACUAACUUAGUUCCACUGAAACCAAGUGAGAAUAACACCAGAAGCUACAACGGUGAACCUGAGAGUACAGAAAGAAAUGACACAUCCUUCAUAGCAUUGGAGCAGCAGAAGUUCAAACCAGACCUGGAUAUAGAGCGUGUGCUUGAACACUACAGCUUGCGUCCAAGAAAAGAGGAGAAGAAAAGAGAAGAGAUAUAUUCAGAGAAAAAGAUUUUUGAGACUAUGAAAACAGAGAAAGCACCACCAAAAACCAAGGAGUUAGAGUUUGGAGGAAGAAUUGGGACCUUCAUGCUGAUAUUUUUCCUGCCUGCUACUGUGUUCUACUUGCUGUUGAUGUGCAAACAAGAUGACCCCAGUAUUAUGAACUUCCCUCCUCCUCUCCCAGCACUUGAAAGUCUUUGGGAAACUAGAGUGUUUGGUGUGUUUCUUCUGUGGUUUGCCCUUCAAGCUCUAUUUUACUUACUGCCAAUUGGAAAGGUUGUGGAAGGCCUGCCUCUUUCAAGUGGAAAGAAGCUGCACUACCGGAUAAAUGGGUUUUAUGCUUUUAUCUUGACUGCUGCAGCAAUUGGAGCUUUAUUAUACUUUCAAUUCGAACUUCAUUAUUUGUAUGAUCACUUCAUGCAGUUUGCAGUGUCAGCUGCAGCUUUUUCUAUGGGACUGAGCAUUUUUCUCUAUAUUCGGUCCCUGAAAGCACCUGAGGAAGAACUAGCACCAAGUGGAAAUUCUGGGUAUUUGGUUUAUGAUUUUUUUAUUGGGCACGAAUUAAACCCCCGUAUUGGCAGUUUUGACCUCAAAUACUUUUGUGAGUUGCGUCCAGGAUUAAUUGGCUGGGUUGUUAUAAACCUGGCGAUGCUCCUGGCUGAGAUGAAGAUACACAAUCUAAGUAUGCCAUCACUGUCGAUGAUACUUGUGAAUAGCUUCCAGCUUCUCUACGUGGUGGAUGCUCUUUGGAAUGAGGAAGCUGUUUUAACUACAAUGGAUAUUACCCACGAUGGAUUUGGAUUCAUGCUGGCAUUUGGAGAUUUGGUGUGGGUUCCCUUUGUCUACAGUCUGCAGGCCUUCUAUUUAGUUGGCCAUCCUACUACAAUUUCAUGGCCUGUUGCUGCUGCAAUUACUAUUCUGAACUGUAUUGGAUAUUACAUAUUCCGUAGUGCAAACUCUCAGAAAAACAAUUUCCGAAGGAAUCCAGCAGAUCCCAAAUUGGCCUAUCUGAAAUUUAUACCCACUGCAACUGGAAAAGGGCUUCUGGUCACAGGUUGGUGGGGUUUUGUUCGUCAUCCGAAUUACCUUGGUGACAUCAUCAUGGCUCUAGCAUGGUCUCUACCCUGUGGUUUUAAUCAUAUUUUACCUUAUUUCUACGUGAUAUAUUUCAUCUGCUUGCUUGUUCAUCGAGAAGCUCGUGAUGAACAUCACUGUAAGCAAAAAUAUGGCUUGGCAUGGGAAAAGUAUUGUCAGCGUGUACCGUACCGCAUCUUUCCUUACAUCUACUAGAGCACUCCAGAUGCCUGAUUUGC